AGCGCCUGUUAUAUUUUGAAAGAGCAGCUCUGUCAUCGCCGAUGAAAAAGCUUCUGAACCGAAUUCUCCCCAGUACCACCCCCAGGGGAUGAAGUCAAAAGGUUUGAGUGUCCGCCAUUUUACUUUCUUGUUGAUGAAGCGGGGACGCCAUGAUGGACUCGCAGGGGCCAGCAUCUUCCAAGGGGCUCCCAGACUUGAAUACAGGGGCUAACGAUGAUCCUCCACAGAAUUCGAGUGAUGCAAACUCUGAACUCCAGAAAGACAAAGAAGUGUGUAAAAGAGAUGACAAGAACCAUUCAUCUCAUUCUCUAAGCAAGACUGAAUUAUCAUCCUCAAGUAUUCUUCAAAAUGAACUUCCUGUUCCAACAACAGAUACUGGUUCAGGAGACAAUAAAUAUCAGGAAAAAUUUCUCUCUAAUGCGUCUACAGAGUCCUGUGAGACAGAUCAAGAGAGCUCAGUACAAGAUUGCUUCAUGGUGGACAGUAACAUUGAAGAGCAACUGUCAUCUCACUUGCCCCAUGGGAACAAUGUGAACCCUGAGGAGGAAAUGGAGAUCACAUUCCAACCCUCUGUGUAUGGGGAAAUUGGAGAUAAAGAUAUUAGUUCCUUUCCUAAUGAAGGUGGAGUAAAUCACUUGGAAAGAGAAGCGCUUCACCAUGAACCAAUCAAGUCUGGUUAUAACCUGAUCAGUGUUGAUGACAGAGUGGUUUCUCUAGAACUGGAUCCAUUAGGUUCACCUAACACUGAAUCUGAUCUUGUCCAGUGCUCAUCAACAGCAAUGCAGAGAGGUAGCCAACAACUUGAUGCAGAAGAGGCAUCUUCUUCAUUAAAUACAUCAGUGGAGAACUCUGACAUGGAAAAACAAUCCCAUGAUGUUACUUUAAAGGAUGCACAGCAUGGAAACCAAGAUGAACCAGUUUCUGAAGUCCCCCUAGAGAAUGCUACCAUACUGCAAGAACAAAAUAAAAAUAACCUGAGGGAGAUCACAAUUCAAGUUUACCCAGGUCAUAACUCCACAAUAUCUCUAGUGAACAAUGCAAUCCUCACUACUGACGUUGGUACCUUUUCAACACAUGUUCCUGCAAUCCUAACAGAAGGUGAUGCUGAAGAUAAUGAAACCCAUUAUCAAGUUGUUACAACCAGUUCUGCAAUGCUUAACCAGGCAGAUGGGAAUUCUGCACUUGAUGUGCUGACAUCAUCAGCAGACUUUGGUAGGAAUGUCAUUCUAACUGAACAGCAACAGGUUCUACUGAGUGGAAUGCUUGUACCUGGAGUCACAGCAAAACAAGCAAUCCAGAUAAACAUGUCACAUGAUGCUAAUACUUGUAUGGAUGUGAAUGAAAUUGCCCAGGAUAACCAGUGCCCCCAUGAAGGAUGUGAGUGGGCAUUCACCACAGCAUACAAGUUAAAGAGGCAUGCCAGAGGCCACACAGGAGAAAAACCUUUCCUGUGUACUCAUGAAGGAUGUGGAAAAAGCUUUACCACUGCUUACAACUUAAAAACACAUACCAGGGCACAUUGCAGGACAGACUCAUUCAUUUGUGGUUUUGAAGGAUGUGAAAAGACGUUUCCCACAGAACAUAAAUUAAAAGUGCAUGAAAGAAAGCAUGCGGCUGAAUACAAACCAUACCGAUGUGAAGUAGAGUCAUGUGGCAAGAUGUUUGCUGCUUUUAGUGCUUUGACCUCACACAUGAGAAUUCAUACAGGCGAAAAAUCUCAUGUAUGUCCUGUAGAAGGGUGUGAGAAAAGAUUUACUAAAGCAUCCAAGUUAAAGUUACACCUGAGGUCACACACAGGGGAGAGACCUUUUCCUUGUGAAGUUCAGGGUUGCGGCUGGUCAUUUACCAGUGCCUACAAACUCAAGAGACAUAUGCGAAAACAUACUGGGGAGAGACCUUUUGUGUGCAAUUAUGAAGGAUGUGGUAAAUCUUUCACAAGAUCAAGUCAUCUGAAGACUCACAAGCUUGUUCAUACUGGAGAAAAACCUUACGUUUGCCCAUUUGAUGGAUGCAGCAAGGCAUUCACAGCUAGCAGCAGCCUGAAUGUGCACAUUUGUAAACACACUGGUCAGAAGCCGUUCAAAUGUAACACAGAAGGCUGCAGUAAGACAUAUACAACUGCUGCUAACUUAAGAGCGCACCAAAAACGGCAUGGAAACAAGGCAGUAAGAGUUGAUUUCACGGAUUCGUCUCAGGGUGUUAUGACAGCUGAUCUCAGUGCAGUUAGUUGUGGAAGCAUUUCGAGUGAAGCCGAACCUGAAGUCCUGUAUACUACGAUCGGCGCUUUUCAUUCAAGUAAUUUUAGCCUAGAGGAUGCCACGAGGCUUUCAUCUGUAGGAGUCCAUUUACCGUCGAGCACCCUAUGUGCCCUGGUUACUUCCACAGGGAACCCACUCGUCUCACCUACCACUGAGGUAGUCCUGGAAACUGAAAAGAAACAUUCGGAUGACGGAGAAAUAAAAACAAUUUCAGGAAUCCAAGUACCUAUUACUGUUCAACAAGAGCAGUUUGUUACUGAGGGUUUAGACAACAACUCUAAGAUAGAUGUGUCUGAAUUUGUCGUGAGAAGCACAACUGAUGAUCAAGAUUCUAUUUCGCAGCACCCUGUCCAGGGAAGAGCUGAAAUGAUUGGAGGAGCAGUUUUGGAAGGAAACAAGCUCACUGGCGGGUUUGAUUUGUGUAUUUCCAGCAUGAUGAGUCAUAUAACAAGUGAAACAGGUCAGGAAGGAUCAGGAACUACCACCAAGACUUUACGUUCUAAUGACUCUAGUAAAAGAUCACAAAGUCUUGAUUUCAGAGACGUCCACCCUGAGGACCAGUUUGCCCCACCUGCUGUUAUAUUUCAGGAUGAAAUAAAGUCAUCAGACACCGAGAAUGAAGCUGAGGUGUUGGUGGCUCAAAUCCAACGAUCCCCGGAGGAUGCUCCGACAGUACGACUCCCUAAGGAAUCGCUGCAGAUUAAUUUACCCCAGGGGCUAAUGACUGACCCGGCGGCGGUAACUAUGGUUCACAUAUCUGGUACAGAACACAUGGAGACGGACACCAACGAUAGCACUGCUCACGAUGUGUCCUCGGAUAUUUCUCUGCUACCCAUUUCUUCUCUCACAGAUGUAGGAGACGAGAGGAGAGAUAUUGGGAAAGGGGAUCUCUCCCCUUAUUUGGACAAUCACAGCUCAUCAGAACAAGAUGAAGGCAACUGUGACACUUACCCGGAAAGUACAAUUAACUUGCAAGAUUUGCACUAAUGAAAAAAGAGAGGAAAACAUGACAGACACACCGCUCAUAACUUAGCUGAUACGAAUUUAUUUUGAUACUUAAUAAAUAAAUAAUAAAUAAAUGUAAAGAGGUCUAAAACAUACUGCGUGUUUAUCCGAGUACGGAUGAAAAACAUGAAGCACAUCCUCAGGCGGAGAAUAAAGACAGUGUGUCUUACCAAACCUAAUUUUAACCUGGAAAGCAGGGAUAUUUCGUUCUGUCUUGAACCAUGCAUUUCUGGUGAUGACCAGAAUUUUCAAAGUAACAUAACUUCAUUACUAUUUCAUAAAAUUGCAAGACGUUCACAGGUAGCAGCAGCCUGAAGGUAUACAUUUGUAAACACAGUUUAAAACCCGUUUGAAUGAAACACAGAAUUAAGGCUGCAGUAAGACAUGCACAACUGCGGCUAAUUUGAGAGCACAAGGAAGAAUGGGCCAGUACCGUAUUGAGAUUUGGCUGAUGCCUGGGGUAACCAUGUUAUUUGAGACCUGAGGUCACUCAAAUUAGGUACGAAUCCUGAAACUGUUCCUUUGACGAUAUUUUUCAAUUCAUCACCUUUAACUUAAAAUCACCUGGACCUUUAUGUAUGAGCUUAGUAAGGAAGACAAGCGCAAAUAACGUAUUUAAAAAUCCAACCGGGAACGAGUUUUAAGAUCAAAGAAACGGUUUGCUCAUGAUGACCAUUCGGAAAUUUAUGAGUUGGUCGGAUGCGUUGACGACAGUUCGCACAGUAUAGUAUACUUUGACAUAUUCUCAACAAGUUUAAAUAAAACUUAAAAGAUGCAGCUCGCAAGAGCUUUUAUAAUAUAACCAAAGUAAAGCGCGGGCUCUGAUUGGUCAAUUCAGCGUCCUCCAUUUGCCCAUGGGUGU
Molecule: messenger RNA, 4125 nt
Organism: Stylophora pistillata
Lineage: Eukaryota; Metazoa; Cnidaria; Anthozoa; Scleractinia; Pocilloporidae
Biological process (GO): regulation of transcription by RNA polymerase II
Cellular component (GO): nucleus; PcG protein complex; chromatin
Molecular function (GO): RNA polymerase II cis-regulatory region sequence-specific DNA binding; DNA-binding transcription factor activity, RNA polymerase II-specific
Source: RefSeq, a predicted model, not a curated record